Molecule: messenger RNA, 801 nt
Organism: Penicillium taxi
Lineage: Eukaryota; Fungi; Ascomycota; Eurotiomycetes; Eurotiales; Aspergillaceae
Gene: pre6
Product: proteasome core particle subunit alpha 4
Exons: 5
Coding region: 1-801 (266 amino acids)
Biological process (GO): ubiquitin-dependent protein catabolic process
Cellular component (GO): proteasome core complex; nucleus; proteasome core complex, alpha-subunit complex
Source: RefSeq, a predicted model, not a curated record
AUGUCCGGCUACGACCGAGCUCUCUCAGUUUUCAGUCCUGAUGGGCACGUCUUCCAGGUUGAGUAUGCCAUGGAGGCAGUGAAGCGAGGAACUUGCGCCGUCGGUGUCAAAGGCAAGGAUAUCGUCGUCCUCGGUUGCGAAAAGCGUUCCGCCCUUAAGCUCCAAGAUACGCGCAUUACCCCCUCGAAGAUCGCCAUGGUGGAUGACCAUGUGUGCCUCGCCUUUGCUGGUCUAAACGCCGAUGCUCGCAUCUUGAUUGACAAGGCCCGGUUAGAAGCCCAGUCCCACCGUCUGACCGUCGAGGACCCCGUUACCAUUGAAUAUAUUACCAAGCACAUUGCGAGCGUGCAGCAGAGAUACACACAGAGUGGUGGUGUGCGUCCAUUUGGUAUUAGUACUCUGAUUGUCGGUUUCGACAAGAAUGACUCUACACCACGCCUGUACCAGACCGAACCGUCUGGUAUCUACUCCGCCUGGAAAGCCAAUGCUAUCGGUCGUUCCAGCAAGACCGUUCGCGAGUUCCUUGAGCGUAACCACCAAGAUGACAUGGACCGUGAGCAGACAAUCCAGCUGACCAUCAAGUCAUUGUUGGAAGUUGUGCAAACGGGAGCCAAGAACAUUGAGGUAGCCAUCAUGGCCCCGGGCAAGGGUGUUGAGAUGCUGCCGGACGAACAAAUCGAAUCGUAUGUCAAGAACAUCGAGACCGAGAAGCAGGAGGAAGCGGCCAAGAAGAAGACCCGAACAGGGACUACCACUGCCGCCAUUCUCACCCGGCCUGGCGGCGCCGAGUCAACUGAUUAA